Molecule: messenger RNA, 8023 nt
Organism: Orcinus orca (killer whale)
Lineage: Eukaryota; Metazoa; Chordata; Mammalia; Artiodactyla; Delphinidae
Gene: PRRG3
Product: proline rich and Gla domain 3
Exons: 3
Coding region: 2315-3010 (231 amino acids)
Cellular component (GO): extracellular region
Molecular function (GO): calcium ion binding
Source: RefSeq, a predicted model, not a curated record
GGUUGGGCGCCCCAGCCCCGAGGGCACGGUGCCGCGUCCAGGGCCACUGAGCUGGGCGCUGGGCCCUGUUGGGGGAGGAUCUGGAGGCCCGGUCGGGCCAGGGCGCUGGGGGUUCACCAGCAGACCCAGUUGCUGGGCCAGAAGCAGGAGUUCUUGGGCAGGGCUCUGGUGGCGGGCACUGGUGGCGGGCACUGGUGGCGGGCGACGGUGGGCGAGCACGGGCACUUUCAGGGCUGGCAUGAGUGGAAGGGGGACGAGGAGGGCCCAGAGUUUGAGUUGGAGCGUAAUUUGGGAGUACCGUGUCAUCGGGUGGGUUGAUGAGUCAUGAGAUUUGGAGAUCACAGAAGCCUUUCCUAGUGAUCAGUUCUGAGUGAGGGAAAUGAAAAGGGCUGGGAUUUGGAGAAACGUUUCUGAGGCCACGUCUUGGGACACUAGAUGCUCAGAUGGCUGCCAGUCCCCAUGCGAGGGACUUUGGGAGUGAUGUCCCAGAGUGGUGGGACGGGUCAGCUGCAGCCUGGCGGGGGUGGGGGUGGGGGUUAAGGAAGGUCUUUGUGGUGGCCAGUCCCUGCCUUCCUUCCUUUCCAGGCCGUCAGGAUUCAGCUGUGUUCCUGUGGGGAGUGGGUUAAAAAUUCCUCCGGCCUCCACUCAGCCUUACAGUAUCCACCAGGGGCAGGAGGGACAUAUACAUGCGUGACUGCAGCAGUAUUCUCUGUCGUGGAGCCCUCGCGCUUCCUCACUGUUGCCAUAGUAACGGCCUAUUGAUGGUGUAUUUAUAGGGGAAGAAGCAGGCGCUAAAUUUUGGGGAAGGAGGGGGAGGAGGCCUUAGGGCAGCAGCAGUAGUGAGGGUGGCCACAGAAUUGUUAAUGGAGUGGGCCAUGCCUGGGAGCUGUUUGGAGGAGUUCCUGGCAUGUCUGAAGCUUAAAAAUGAACUAAUGACUUAUGCAGGUGUCAGGAUAACACAGUCUGGCCUAUGAUACGUGUGGGUGUGCAUGCACCACAGUCGGGUGUGUUUGGGAUAAGACAUAGCUAUAGGGAAGCUGUUACGUAAUUUCUCCACAGAAAAAAUCUAAAUGCAGUUCUCAUUGAUAAGCAAUGACACAUGUAUUUUUCUGUCAUCACUUAUUAUUAAAGCCUUUGCUCAUUCUUUUCAAACCCUGACACAACAGCUCCAUUUUUCUUCAAUCAAAAACCUUGCUGUCAGGCAUGCCACACCCACCCCCUAGACACGUGACUGGCAUUGGCCUUAGGGGAACCUCAGAGAUCCAUAAUUGAAGCAGGAUUUUGAGAUAAUAUUACAUCUUCUCUCUCAUAAACAAACACUUGGGGUCAACUUUUCUCACAAUGGCAGGCCCAUCUGUUGACAAAUUCCCACGCUGAUAGUUUCGGGUGGGAUAGUUGUGGGGUGCAAAAGAGAAAGCCUCCCUUAACACAGUGUUUCCAUAGACAGAUGUUACGUUUGCUAGUUUUCCUUGAGUUUUAAUUUUAUUUAUGAUUACUAUUCUACCUGUUUGCCAAAAGGAUUAGAGGGUAUAGUUUAAAUAUACAUAAGAUUGAAAGCAUAAGUAGAAAAGUGGAUACUGUGUCACAGGGGAGAACGCAUAAGUGUUUAACAGCUGGGCUUCCAGGGCGCCUGUCCUUCACGGUUAAUGUUAAUACUGAACUUCCUGGCAGCCUAGGCAAAAAGGGUUACACCGUUCCUGUGUCUUACAUCCAGUUAGUCAUAAAACCAGAGCUUCUGCUUGGGAGGGGAGCAGUGGGGUGAUUGCUCCCAGAUGUGGACGGCUUGGCCAGUGCUCUGGAAUAUGUGCAUGAGUGGGAGUGUACGUUGCUGCCGUGUUGUUUAAUGCAAAGAGAAGAGAGAUGAGUCUGUUUCAGGAGAUCCUUGCCACCCUGUCUGUGGAAGACGAACACAGCGGGUCAUCUGGGCUUGGGCCAUGACUUUGGAGAUGGUUGUUGUUGCCCCUUGUCUCUGAGGUCUUUUCCAGCUCAAAAGUGCAGAGAUUCAUCGAGGAGAGUGAGGAAGGCGGAACCUCAGCCUGUAGGAGUUUUUCUUUUUUGAAAAGAAACCCUCAACCCUUAGGUCUAGACUCUGAGUGUGUUCUUGGAAAAGGAUGAGAGCGGCAGGGCUGUAAGUGGCUGCGCAGAGGAUGAUGUGCUCCAUGGGGCGCUGCUUUGCCCUUUGACCCGGCCAGUGUGGGUGGGAGUCACAUCCCAGGACCAAGAGGGUGCCCUGUAGGUUUCGGGGUGUGAUUUCACCAUGACUCUGCUUUUCUCCUUUGUCAGGGAAGUGAGACACUGGAUCUGAGGGAGCGCCAUGGCAGUGUUUCUGGAGGCCAAGAAUGCCCAUUCGGUCCUGAAACGGUUCCCUCGUGCCAAUGAAUUCCUGGAGGAGCUGCGCCAGGGGACCAUCGAGCGGGAGUGCAUGGAGGAGAUCUGCAGCUACGAGGAGGUCAAGGAGGUGUUUGAGGACAAGGAGAAAACGAUGGAGUUCUGGAAAGGGUACCCGAAUGCAGUCUAUUCAGUCCGAGACCCUGCGCAGAGCUCAGAUGCCAUGUACGUGGUGGUGCCCCUUCUGGGGGUGGCGUUGCUGAUCGUCAUUGCCUUGUUCAUCAUCUGGCGGUGUCAGCUGCAGAAGGCCACCCGUCAUCACCCCUCAUAUGCUCAGAACCGGUACUUAGCGAGUCGCGCGGGGCACAGCCUGCCCCGGGUCAUGGUCUACCGGGGCACCGUGCACAGCCAGGGGGAGGCCUCUGGGCACCGGGAGGCAGGGAGCCCCCCGCAGGUGGUGCUGGGGCCUAGUCGCGGGGGUAGAACCACGGUCCGCCUCGAGAGCACCCUCUACCUUCCCGAGCUGUCCCUCUCCAGGCUGUCCAGUGCCACCCCUCCCCCGUCCUAUGAGGAGGUGACUGCUCCCCAGGAGAGCAGCAGCGAGGAAGCGAGCGUCUCUUACAGUGACCCGCCCCCAAAGUAUGAGGAGAUAGUGGCCGCCAACCCUGACUCAGACAAGUAGUAGGACUCGUGUCCUGUCCAGUGUGAAAGUCUCGUUCAGGGGCCUCCUGUUUUCUUUUUAACUUUUUUAAGACUGUGCCACCACAAAACAGCCUUAGCCUCCUUGUUGCCAAAUAAUUUCCUAUCCGUGGAUUUGUAGGAAGUCGGUUGUCAAAGACAGGUGGAGGGGGUAGGGAUCAUAAGCAUAUAUAUCACCUCUGAGGAGAGCCGCAGGCCAGAGAGCCCAGCUCCUCCAGAAGCCCUCACGCCCCUGCCAUCCUGUCCUCCUGUCAGGGACUGGCUUCUCUUAUGCCAAAGGAAUCACCCUGUUGAAUUGAUUGUGGCCAGAACGUCCACAGGCUCGGGCCCGGGGGCCACGCAGCUGGCCAAAGACCUGUUUGUCUGAAGCCUCGCCACAGAGAUGAGGGAGAGAAGCCAGCCCUUCAGCGCCCUUUUCCCUCACUAGCCCUGUGCUUUCUGUCCUUGCUCACGUUUGGCAAGGACAAGGACAGAACAGAAACGAAAAGAGUAAUAACGCAACGAGACACAAUAAAACAAAACGAUAUCACCUGGGCCACUCAUAGGGGUUCAAGGGAAAUCAGUCACGCAGGUCAUCUGUGACACUCCCCUCCCCCGACACUCACCCCACACUCCCGACCAGGUUCAAAGGAGUGUCUGGAGUCACCUGGAAGGAUGACGGGGUGCGUGAAGGACGAGGGACAGGGCCUGGCCGACAGAGCUGCCUCCUUCAGACUGGGGACGUUGCCAUCUGGAGGGCAGCUCUGAUCCUACUGUGCUUGGCCUCCCCUAGACCCUGGCUCUCCAGGCACGUGUACCAGCUGUGCUAAAGCCGCUACCCAUUGGCACGAGCCCUAUCAGAGCCUCGGGAAAACGGACGCUGCUGACCCUGCCUGUGGAGCCCAUGGCCUUUGAACGGGCGGGGUCCAGGCUAGGGCAGAGAGCUGAAGUUUUCUCCUUGUGAGGUUGGCCCGUAGGAUGAUUAAACCCACAAACUGGGCUUCCUCGACACUGUGCUCUCUGGCUGUGAACUUUUAGGCUACUGCCCUUUUCGUGAGUGGGUGUGUUGAGAUGAACUUGAAUUUCAGAUGGCUGAUUUCUUCUUAAUGAUGGGGCCCACCUGGGGAGAAGAUCCAAAAGUGUCCCUUUUUAGAAAUUUCUCUGUGGGGGAGAUGGGGAAGCUCGUGACCUGGGGUUGACGGCCCAUCAAUGAUUUGCUCUGUCAUUAGCAGAUGCUGGUCCACUGUUAGUAACCCCUUUCUGUGGCCCAGGAGCUGCCCACCUCUCCAUUUCAGUGAGGCUUCGGGCCGCAGCGGGGCAGAGGUGACCCGCCCUUUAACUGUCAGUGACCGCGCAAGAGACACUGUCAACACUGCCUCCCUACCCUUCCAUCUUCAUCCUCCUGGCCUCAGCACCAAACCGUUUUUCCUCUGUGGUGCUUUAAAAAAUGUAGCAAAUUUUUGUGGGGCCCCAAAGAGUGCACAGCCAGGGUCUAUUGGCAACCACAGCAGUUUAAAACCCACUGAGAAGACAAGCUUCUCUCUGUCUAAACCGCUCUCCAAGGCAGGCCUCAGGCCUCGUUCUUUGAAUGCGGCCCUGCCUAGAGGCCACAGAUGACUUCUGGAGGCCCCUCCAGUCCUGGGCACUCACCCAGGAACACGCUUCAAACGAGGAGGCUUAGUGUUCUUACCCCAGCGAGGCCACCAGCUUGGACAACACAACCCUGUGGCCGGGGUUUUCCAUCCUUACCCCUACCUCACAGGCCUCCUGGAGGCUGACUGAGCUAAUGCCUGUGUAGUGCUUGAGACACCAGGAAGCCAGUGCAGUUUGCCCUUAGGAAGGUUCUUCUAGAAAUAUGUAGGUUAUAAGGGACCAGUUCUAGUGGAGGCCUUUGUAGGACUCUGAAGUCGAGUCUCAACCUGGGGAGUCAGUCUCCUGCGAGUUGGACCGUUCCGCACCCCUGCUUCCCUUCCGCGAGAGCUCCCUGAUGCCAGAGGUGCUGACCAGGUGGCAUUCCACCUUUCCUUCCUUCCUCUUUUCCUCCCUCUGGGCCUCCAGCACCGCACUCCUGCCCUUUCUCACGAAGGCAUUUGGGGCCUAGAAAGCCCCUGCUUUGUCCAUGAGGGAUGCUGGGGUCCAUCCUAUUCAGCCAUGUUGGAGGACCCGGGGCAGCCUGAGGCUCCGGGGCCGGUCCCUGCCAUCCCAGCCUUUCCUCGGGGGCCGUGCCUGCGUGUGACCCGGGAGCACGGGAGAGAGCCAGGCGUGGGCCCCACUCACCAGAGCCAGAGGGAGGUUGCCCGGGACUGCCUGCUCCCUUUGGCCCCCGUCGAGCCCCUCCCUGCUGAGCUGCUUGCUGUUUGCAGCUGGCUGGAGGUGGGAGCGGGUGGGAUGCAGGAGCCCGGCCCGUUGGAGGGCGGCCUGCAUCCUGCAGGCGCCGAGCUCUCCGGUCCAGGUGCUUUGCAGCGUUCUUCCACGUGGGGUUGCCACCGUGGUCUCUGGGACGUUUUUCGCAGUAUAUCAUAGAAAAAAAGAUUGUACAGUACACCAUGGUCAUAACUCCUCGCGGUGCACAUUUGGCUUUUACGAAUGCCCUGUACAUAUCUUUUCAAACUCUGUCUUUGUAUGGUUGUUGAUUUGAUACAACGCUUCAUCUGCGGUAGCCACAUUUUCAUUGUUUUUGGACUUUGCGUGUGUGUGUGUGUGUGUGUGUAUACACGUGUGAACGUUGCCUUUUCUCACAUGCUUAUCUGAAACAAUAGCCGGCGUGUGGCUAUAUUUGUACCAGGAGGGUUCCGGUCUGAAGGGAGGAAUGUCACCUCCCAGGGCUAGGCAGCCUGAGGACAGGACCCUGAGUCAGGAAAGCCAAGAUUAGCUGUUGGAGCAAGCCCGCCAGAGUUGCCGCCUUCUGCCCUCCUUCACAAAAGGUUUUGGAUGAAGAUGAAGCAGCUCUAUCCUGUGGGCCUCCCCACUGUGGGACCCCCCACCUCACACGCCCUUUUGGAGCAGUGCCCCCAGCCUUGGCUUCUGUUCUGUGGGUAUCAGCAGCUGAAGGAAAUCUGAGCACUCCUGGGCCUUUUUGUUCUUUAUUUUUAUUUUUGGUGGAAAGAUGUGUGACUGUUGACUUUGGGAAUGGCAGGGCUGGUUAUUUAGAUAAUUUUCACUUAAAAGAAAACAGAAAAGCCUUUGACAAAUUCCUUGGAAUGUGACUGUCACAUGUUUUCAACCAAAAUCUUUUAAAGACUUUUCCAAACAAGCAUCACAAUCUUGUCCCUCCCCUGCUACUCCCCAUCACCCGGGGGUUUUCAAAACAAAAGCACAACAGGAAGUGGAGUGCGCAGGUGCCCAGUGUGUGCAGCCCUGCACAGCUGUGACGUGCCCUGGCUGACGGACACGGAACACUGCGCCGUCUGACCCGGAGGCCAGGGCCCUCCUCUUCUACUUGCGAAUCCCACUGCCACUAGUGUGAGUUCCUUAGGGUGCUUCGGAAAAUAGGAAUCUGCCCAAUUUGUUGGACUCUGUGUUUUUGGUAGCUUGAAGAUGACGGAUCCGGGUCAGGAAAGCAUCUUUUUGCUAAGGAGUUAGAGCCACAUGGUUCUUCUCUGGCUGGGGGGUUGAUCUUUUCACAACCAAAUGGCAUCCCACAAGAAGAACUGAAAACAACACUGCCUCUAGAUUGUUCCUUUGUCGGGGUGGGGGGAGGGAGAGAGGGAGAUUAUUAAGAGAAACUCUUACCUACACUGUCUGUUUCUAGGAGUGUGCGUGUGUGUGCUUUGUGUCAUGCGUGUGCCCUCACGUUCAAGGCUGAGAUGGAGAGCUGACAAGAACGCGGCCCCAUCUCAGGAUUGCACCGAUUCAGAAACAAGCACAUCCUCCCCACUGAACUCUACUCAUUCUAAUCAGUAUAAUUAGCUAAUUUAAAAGUACUUGAAUCAGACUGCCUGCAACUAUGGUAAAAGCCCAUUAAUUCGAAGCCCACUAAUUCAAAAUUUAGAGAAAAUCACAACUUAAGAUAAUUCGUGGUAUCUGCGAUUCUCACUCCGUAGAAAUAUUCAAGAUAUUCUUCCCUUCAGGUCGUUUUCAGGGUCAUAUGUGUAAGAGGGAUCUAGUUUAAAACGAGUACCUUUUUCAAAUAAAAGGCUCAAGAUAGUACGGAUCCCUUCACCGUGCCUUCGGCAGUUCUCAUUUGUCGGGCUCUUCGUGUACAGGAUGAACUCUGGUUCUCUGUCUACUGUGGGAAUGUUGGGUAUGGCGGCUUUUCAUUCUCCUCCUUUAUUUGCUCUAUGAAUAAAAUAGUUUGUGAACUAAACUGCAAUUUAAAGUAAUAUAACUGUAUAUCUUGCUAAAUAGUCUGUAAAGCAGAUGUUUCGCUAUAAGACCGGCCGCUCCCAUCAUUCGCCCCCAAAUAUUCAAACAUAUCGAGCUUUUCCUUUCACAGGCUGUGGGCGGUGAGUCUCUCUGGAGCAAGAAUUUUCCUGACAAAGAUAUCCUAACAGCGCAGCACACCCCCUCGGGCUCAGUGCCUCAACAGUUGUCCCACUGUACUGAGCUAUGUGACCGUUGCCCAGUGCCUGCCCUUCGCCCGCCCCCAGCCCAAGUAUUAACACAGAUAUUCAAGAUUGGGACAAAUCCCACAGCUGCUUAUGCCUCCCAAUCUGUCUCCCCUUACGGAUGCCACUUUCCCAGGCCUGAACACACCUGCUCUUUCACUCUGUGGUCGUGAAUUUGUGACAGUGGAAACCCUGAUAUGUGCAACUGAGCUUAUAGACAAGAUUACUGUGAAAUGGAUUAAUUUUGGUACCACUUUAAACUGUGCUCGUAAUUCAUGUGUUGACCCAUGUCAGCUGGGAAAUCUGUACAUUCAGUAAUAUGUCAGGAUUUCACUGGAGCCUGGGGGCAACAAACAAACGUACUUCUGAUUUCUUUCUCUCUCUCUCUUUUUGUAAUUGUUGGGUUUAGCUGUUAAGUUUGUCUCUUUCUGUACCAGAAGAUAGUGAAUAAUAAUAAAGAGCAAAUGGUA